Messenger RNA from Theobroma cacao (cacao), 797 nucleotides. RefSeq names its product small ribosomal subunit protein eS12y-like. NCBI's taxonomy places the organism in Eukaryota, Viridiplantae, Streptophyta, Magnoliopsida, Malvales, Malvaceae. The record is from RefSeq and is a predicted model, not a curated record. Gene Ontology annotation, cellular component: ribosome. Gene Ontology annotation, biological process: translation. Gene Ontology annotation, molecular function: structural constituent of ribosome.
AGGGUUUGAGAGGCCGUCUGCGUUAUAAAAUCUCCACUUUGCUAAACCCUUCCCAUUCCUCCGCCCCAGCAGAUUAGCGCCGCUCUUCAGCUUCUUCACUUCGUCUAAGGAAGCAGAACCUCUGAUCCCUACUUCAGCUCAAAAAAUGUCCGGAGAAGAAGUUGCUGUUGCUACACCUGAGGUACCAGUUGCAGCUGGUGAGCCAAUGGACAUCAACACAGCCUUGCCCCUUGUGGUGAGGAAGUCACAAGCUCACGGUGGUCUUGCGCGUGGCCUCCAUGAAGCUGCCAAGGCAAUUGAAAAGAACACCGCACAUCUUUGUGUUAUUGCUGAGGACUGUGACCAGCCAGAUUAUGUUAAACUGGUCAAGGCACUCUGUGCAGAUCACAAUGUUAAAGUGCUAGUUGCACCGAGUGCAAAAACCCUUGGCGAGUGGGCUGGUUUGUGUAAGAUAGAUUCUGAGGGGAAAGCAAGGAAGGUAGUCGGUUGCUCUUGUGUAGUUGUGAAGGAUUACGGGGAACAACACGAGGGUGUUGAAGUUGUUCAGCAGCACAAGGAUUAAGGAAUUCAUUAGAGGAGGGUUUCUUUGCUAGUAGCAGAGUUCAUGUUUUUGAUCAUUUAUGAUGUUUGAUAGUAAACGAGAGAGUACUUUGCUUUUUUUUUUCUUCAAAAUUGUCAUGAGAUUGCGAUGCCCAACUGCUUGUUUCUUAAGUAUGCUACCUUUUUAACCUUUCUAUGAACUUAAAUUAUUGGCUUAGGACUUGCAAACCAUUUUGAAAUUCAACAAUUUUAUCUGA